AUGAAGACAUUCGUGCUGCUGGCGCUCUUCGGCGCCGCUCUGGCCGCCAGCGAUUUCGACAGGCAGUGCGCGCCUUCGGCCGACCCCGGACCUUGCAAGGGCUACUUCCCCAAGUGGUGGUACAACGUGCUGUCGGGCAAGUGCGAGCAGUUCAUCUAUGGCGGUUGCCAAGGAAACGACAACAGAUACGACACCCAACAAGAGUGCGAGAGGACAUGCGCCACUGGACCAAGUGUGCUUGACGUCUCCGCUACCGUGCGCCACGAUGUGCUCAGGAACAAGACUAAGCACACGCCUCACAAUGUGACCUCGGAAUACGCUGCUUUCAACUUGAAUGCCGGGGUAGACUUCGAGACCUCCUGCAAGCCCACGGCUGACCGGGGCCCUUGCAAGGGUUACAUGCCCAGGUGGUGGUUCAAUGUGAAGACUGGCCAGUGCGAACAGUUCAUCUACGGCGGUUGCCAGGGAAACAAGAAUAAUUACCUAAGCAGGAAGGCCUGCGAAACGAGCUGCCUCAGGCGACUGAUGCACAACUUCGCCUGUCUCAUGGAACGCGACACAGGACCGUGCCGUGCAUCCAUCCCUCGUUACUACUUCAACACGACGACCAAUACGUGCGAGGAGUUCACCUACGGAGGCUGCGAGGGAAACCGCAACAACUUCGAGACGGUCGAAGAAUGCAAGGCCAGUUGCGCUCCUGAGACAGCGUACGAGGCCAAGUGUCUCGCCAGGGCCGAGACCGGACCGUGCAUGGCUCUCUUCACCCUUUGGGCCUACGACUCCAACCUGGGUCGGUGUAAGACUUUCAUUUAUGGCGGCUGCGACGGCACCGACAACAAGUACCCCACUGAGCAAGAGUGCAUGGCGACCUGCAGGCACCCAUCGACAGAGCUGGUCGAGGAAUACGUCCUGGCAACCCGGCGGCUGGCAGAGUCCUACAAUACGACUGAACAUGAGGGCAUCAUCUCUAUCCCGGAACUGGUGUCGGAGCCCGGUAAGUGA
This is a messenger RNA of Dermacentor andersoni, 1002 nucleotides long. Its product is annotated as kunitz-type serine protease inhibitor 6-like. The record is from RefSeq and is a predicted model, not a curated record. NCBI's taxonomy places the organism in Eukaryota, Metazoa, Arthropoda, Arachnida, Ixodida, Ixodidae. Gene Ontology annotation, molecular function: serine-type endopeptidase inhibitor activity.